Tetrapisispora phaffii CBS 4417 is the source of this 1038-nucleotide messenger RNA. RefSeq names its product Ctf19p (gene CTF19). The transcript has a single exon. Lineage: Eukaryota; Fungi; Ascomycota; Saccharomycetes; Saccharomycetales; Saccharomycetaceae. The record is from RefSeq and is a predicted model, not a curated record. Bases 1 to 1038 code for a protein of 345 amino acids.
AUGGAUUUCAGUAUUGAUGCGUCUAGUAGUGUUGAAAGCAGUGACUCGAAUUCGAGUAGGAGUGACAUUGAUAAUGAAUUGGUGUUGGAUGAGGAACAAAAGAAGGUUUUAGAGUUGGAAGAAUUGAAAGAGCAGUUGUUGUUGAAGAGAAGGAAUCUUGUUAGCCAAAUCGAUGGUUUGAAGGCUACUGUCAAUGCCGAGAAGAAGAAGAAAUUGAUUCAAGGUCGAAAUUUAGAUUCAAAUUCAAAUGAGUUAUUACUGAGUCUGAUGUUGACUUCCAAUAGGUUUAAUACGAGUAUCGGUGAUGAGAGGAAAGAUCCAAUUCAGAAGAUUGAUGGGUUGUCUUCGAUACAGAAGGAAUUGUUACACAAGUUCGACACUUUGCCGUUAUUGAACGUCGAUCUAAGGUUGAAGUAUUUGGAAGACUAUUUAUUUACAAACGUGGAUGUUCAGGUUAUCUCCAAUGAGUUAGCAAAUGACGAUAUUGUACAUUCUACAAUUGUUUUCUUCUUUAAAUUAUCUGAUUUAUCAAUAACACUCACUUUGAAAUAUGAUCAAGUAUUAGGUAUUUUGGAAGAAUUUGAGAUAGUAUCAAUUUCAGAUAAUUAUGCUUUAAAUAUAAUGCCAAUUGUAAAGAGUUGCACUAAUAAUCCAAACUUAUUUCUAUUUUUUUGCUUUGAAUAUGAUAAACUCAUUGGAAAACGUAAUACUAUAAUGAAUGAAGUUCUAACUGCUAUUAAAAAUAGGUUAAUGAAAUAUGAGAUGCUUAAUGAUAAUGAAACGCUAGUCUUAUAUAACCAAGUAUUGCAAGAUGAUGGAGAGUUAGCAAUUAUUAAACUGGAACUUAAUUAUCUAAUAGCUUUCAACGAUACAGAUUCUAAUUUCAGGUUACCAUCAACAAAAAUUGAACAAAGUUUAUGGAAAGAUGAUCAACUAAUAACGAAUAAUAAUGAUAUAAUGAACUCUCUAAUGAAGGAAUAUGGUGUCUUCGAAGGGUUAAAAGAGUACUGUAAAUCGUGUCUGUUCCCAAUUACUUAG